Molecule: messenger RNA, 1146 nt
Organism: Medioppia subpectinata
Lineage: Eukaryota; Metazoa; Arthropoda; Arachnida; Sarcoptiformes; Oppiidae
Source: the annotation of a GenBank genome assembly
AUGUCCGCGACGUUGAAGAGUGGUCUCAGUCUAAGUGAGAUCCCGAGGGAUGAGACGCCGGGAGUAUUCCGGACACUGGACUCGCCUAAAGUGGGCCGAAGAUAUAGCGACGAUCUGACCGCUCAUUUCGACGCCGACACUGAUGUCGAGCCUUUUGAUAACGGAAUGCUAUGCAUUAAAGAAGAGUUGACACAAAUAAGUCUAACACUUCCACGAGUGAACCCAAACGUUGGCAAUAAAUGUGUUUCACUGAAACUCCAGACCGUGAAUGAGCCGCAAGUGAUGAUCACUCAUAGUAUUGGUCACAGCGCUAGCAAUGGCAGUCUCAGCCAAUCGCUGCCCGAUUUGCUUAACGAGAGUAGUCUGAAAGAAGUGCCCAAUCGAUUGGACAUAGCGUUCAACCCGGAGAUGGCCAUCACUCCCAACACGCCGUACGCGGCGGCGGUCAUCGCCACGACUCCCACUCACAUGGGUUUCGCAGGUCCGAGUAAUGGGAGUUCGGGUGCGGCGGCCAAACGGCAGUGGAAUUUGAACGGAUUCUUCGGGUGUUUUCGAUCCAUUUGGAACGCUUUGGACAAAAAUGCGGACAAACAGAACAAAGUGGACGACUGGGAGAUACCCUUUGAGAACAUCCGAGAUCUGGAGUGGUUGGGCAGUGGGGCUCAGGGGGCGGUCUUUAUGGGCAAAAUCAAUCACCAAUUGGUGGCCGUCAAGAAAGUGAAGGAGAAGUACGAGACAGACAUCAAACACUUGCGUAAACUGAAUCACCCGAAUAUCGUGGCGUUCAAAGGCGUGUGCACUCAGACCAGCAAUUGUUACUGCAUUGUAAUGGAGUUCUGUCCGUACGGCCAGCUGUACGACCUGUUGAAGAGUGGCAAACAAGUGCCGCCCAAGAAAGUGGUCGAUUGGGUGCUGCAGAUCGCGUCCGGAAUGAAUUAUUUGCAUUUGCAUAAAAUCAUUCACAGAGACUUGAAGUCACCCAAUGUUCUCAUCACUUAUCACGAUGUGCUCAAGAUAUCCGACUUCGGCACCAGUAAGCAGUGGAACGACAGGUCCACCAAAAUGUCCUUCAAGGGAACCGUCGCAUGGAUGGCACCGGAAGUGAUCCGCAAUGAGCCCUGUUCUGAGAAAGUGGAUGUUUGGUAA